This is a messenger RNA of Gadus morhua (Atlantic cod), 3828 nucleotides long. Its product is annotated as protein phosphatase 1 regulatory subunit 29-like. Bases 713 to 3796 code for a protein of 1027 amino acids. The record is from RefSeq and is a predicted model, not a curated record. The transcript is spliced from 7 exons. NCBI's taxonomy places the organism in Eukaryota, Metazoa, Chordata, Actinopteri, Gadiformes, Gadidae. Gene Ontology annotation, cellular component: plasma membrane. Gene Ontology annotation, molecular function: protein binding.
CUGUCUGAUAUCUGAGGCCUCAGCCCACCAGGAAAGGAAGGCAACCGCCUAUUCUGGAUCUCUACCCGUGGCCACGGCCCUUACACACCUGUUACCUGUGGCAUCAACCCGCAAAACCCCUGCUGCGGGUGAGGAAGUACAGACCAGUGCAGAGAGAAGGCUAACACCAAAAUCCCCUUGAGAACAAGAUAAACACGGCCAUCCCAGCGCCGCCACCAACACCCCCCGCAUCUCUCCACCCGGUUCAGGUUCUUUGACCAAGAGAAGGAGCCGUCAGUUACUGGUUGCGUGGGAAGGCAGAGCACCGACAGACAUUGAACAUCAAGGUUCUCCUGAUUUCCUGUGAGGUCCCUCCCCCUCACCAUCGCCGGCAUUGACGCUCCACCGUACAUGGACCAUGAAAAGUAGUUUUGGCUCCGCCAUCCAACGCCUGUCCACUUAGAACACCUAAAAUGGCGGCCAGAUGCCCCUCUAAACAGCCAGCUAAUCUCUAAUCACGCUGUGGAUACCCACUUCCUUUUUUUUACUGAACCGACUUUCCGGCCUACUGGAGGGUGUGUCUCUGCUGACUCGCUGAUAAAGCUCCGCCCUCUGCUGGUGUACGGGCGAUUAAUUAGCCGGUCGUCACCCCCAACCACCAACAACACCACCCCACCACUCCCACUUUGAGCUCUUUCAGGACAAGGGUCCCAGACAACCCUAAUUCUUCACAAUGGCCGGCAGAAACCAUCUCAGCUCCUUCUGCGCCUCCUCUCUUUCACCCUCCCUGCUCCUCUCGCUCCUGCUGUCGGCCCUGGUGCUCCUGCGGCUGCCCGGGCCGGUCCGGGGGGACUGCUGGCUCAUAGAGGGGGAUAAGGGGUACGUCUGGCUGGCUAUCUGCAGCCAGAACCAGCCUCCAUACGAGACCAUCCCCCAGCACAUCAACAACACGGUGCAUGACUUGCGUCUGAAUGAGAACAAGCUGAAGGCGGUGCUGUUCACCUCGAUGUACCGUUUCACCAACCUCACGGACCUCAACCUCACCAAGAAUGACAUCAACUACAUUGAGGACGGGGCCUUUGCCGGCCAGGCAAACCUUCAGGUGCUCCAGCUGGGAUACAACAAGCUGACCAACCUGAGCGAGGGCAUGCUGCGCGGCCUGGGCCGCAUGCAGUGCCUCUUCCUCCAGCACAACCUCAUCGAGGUCAUCGCCACCAACGCGUUCUGGGAGUGUCCGAGCCUCAGCAGCCUGGACCUGUCCUCCAACAAGCUGAGCCGCCUCGACCCGUCCACCUUCACCUCGCUCAACCGCCUCAUGGUGUGCGAGCUGGCGGGAAACCCGUUCCACUGUGGCUGCGAGCUCUACAGCUUCCUCACCUGGCUGGAGGCGUUCAACAACGUCACACACACCUACGACCGUCUCCAGUGCGAGACCCCUCGUGAGCUGCUCGGCUACCCGCUUUUGAGCCCCUUGCCCGGGCACGGGAGGAACGCCCGCUCCAUCCUCUCCACCACCUGCCGGGACGGUAUUUACAUCCCGGGGAUACCCUCCCUGGGCCCUGACAUGGACGGGUCAGGCGAGGGUUAUCAUAACCCGGACCAGGGUCUCUAUCACCAGCCCACAGCCACCUCCACCGCCGAACCCUUAAACAGCCACAAGAUCUCCAUCAAGCUGCAGAGUGUGUCCUUCUUCACAGCCUCGCUGCUGGUGCAGAUCCCCAAGCCCUUCAGCAAGAUGUACGUCCUGACGCAGUACAACCAGUCCUUUGUGGCCGACAUCAUGCCUCUGAAGAGCAGGAUGGAGGUGAUCAUGCUGGACAAGCUCAACGCCCACACCAACUACACCAUCUGCGUGGCGUCCAUCAGCAAGUCCCAGCGCUACAACCACACCUGUGUGGCCUUCGCCACACGAGUGCUGGGCCUGGAGGACCUGGGCCCCAACCCGUCCACCACCACCCACUACAUCAUGACCAUCCUGGGCUGCCUGUUCGGCAUGGUGAUCGUGCUGGGUCUCGUCUACUACUGUCUCCGGCGGCGACGCAUCGCGGAGGAGAAGGAGAAAGCCAUCAGCGUGAAGAAGACCAUCCUUGAGAUGAGGUACGGUCCCGAGGCGGCAGCAGCAGUGUCUAAUGACCCCGGGGCCGUCCAGCGUCUCCAGGACCAGACCCACCACCAGCACCACCACACCGCGGGGUCUGGGGGAAAGAUGACCCCAUCUGCCUCCUCCAGCACAGGCAUGCUCCACGGCUCAACCAACACCAGCUCCUCCCGUCUCUCCACCCUGCCUCAGGUGGAGAAAAUGGCCAGCGCCUUCAACGAGGCCAUCGGCAACAAGAACAACUACAUGGACGUGAGGACGGGCGCCGUGGCCGGUGAGGGCAGGGAGGGUGGGGUGAUGAGUGGGGGAGGAGAUGCGUUGGUGGACAUGUGCGGCCUGGGGGAGAACGGCUCCGACGGCAAGGAGGACUCGGACGACGACGGGCGCGGCUCGGCCUCUGAGAUCUCCACCAUCGCCAAGGAGGUGGACAAGGUCAACCAGAUCAUCAACAACUGCAUCGAUGCCCUGAAGCUGGACGCCUCGGCCAACGCCUCUGUGGCCACGUCUGACGCCAACAUCCCCGUCCCCAUGGCCCAGCCUCCUGCCUGCAUCACCUCUCUCCCCCGCGGCCUCCUUCCCCUCUCCCCUGGCCACCCGGCCGAUCUGAUCAUGUCCUCCUCCCCCAAGAUGCACUCCAAACCCCAUCCCCAACUGCACCCCCAGACCCACAUCCAGCCGCACCCCCAGCUCCAUCCGCAGGCCCACCCUCCCUCCAUGGCACCGGUGCCCCUGGUCAUACCGCUGUCCGAGCGUCCAGGAAUCAGUGGUGGUGGCUUCCUCUCCCCACCCUACCGAGACCCUCCACCGGCCAACGCCGUACGGCCCAUCCAGAGGCAGCUGAGUGCCGACCCCCCCACCACUGCUGGCAUGAAGAACCGGUGUGGUGUGCCCUCCGCAGGGGGCUCCAUGAGGAACGCUCCACGGGUGCUCAGCAUGGAUGUUCCCGAGCAGCGCAACCAGGAGAACCCGGGCAAAUACCCUGCAGAGGGGAAGGGCGGCUCUGCAGAAUGUGGCGGGGGAGCGGUGAUGGUGGGAAACGGAGGCGCCGGUGUGGGAGGCAAUGGAAACGGUGUCGGGAAUGGCAGCGGCAACGGUGGGGUGCGAGUGAACGGUGGAGGAAUGGCUUGUGGCAACGGCAAUGGUGGUGGGGUCUUGGCAGGACCUGGGCAGCAGCAGCAUCAGCAGCAGCAGCAGCAGCAGCAGCAGCAGCAGCAGCAGCAUCAGCAGCAGCAUCAGCAGCAGCAGCAUCAGCAGCAGCAGCAUCAGCAGCAGCAUCAGCAGCAGCAUCAGCAGCAGCAUCAGCAACACCACCACCACCAUUUGGAGGUGCAGCCUGAACACCACAGCUCCGAGCACCGCCACUCCUUCCCCGCACUCUACUACGAGGGCCCCAACGACUCGCCCCUGCCCGUCCAGAAGGCCUCAUUCCUCAAGCCUUUGGGCCGCGCAAAGCGGGACGCCUCCGCGGCCUACUCCCAGCUCUCGCCUGCUCGCCACCACAACUACAACUCAGGGUACUCCUCCAGCCCUGAGUACUCCUCCGAGACCACACUGAGGAUCUGGGAGCGCUUCAGGCCCUACAAGAAGAACCCCCGCGAGGAAGCGUCCUACAUAGCAGCGGGCCAUGCUCUGCGCAAAAAGGUGCAGUUCGCUAAAGAUGAGGAUCUCCACGACAUCUUGGACUACUGGAAAGGGGUGUCUGCCCAGCAGAAGUUGUAAUCUUCUCCAGCAGGAAUGGAAGAUGUUGGUGG